This is a messenger RNA of Mucor mucedo, 642 nucleotides long. RefSeq lists its product as uncharacterized. The transcript has 4 exons. Gene Ontology annotation, biological process: regulation of gene expression. The record is from RefSeq and is a predicted model, not a curated record. The coding region runs from base 1 to 642 and encodes 213 amino acids. NCBI's taxonomy places the organism in Eukaryota, Fungi, Mucoromycota, Mucoromycetes, Mucorales, Mucoraceae. Gene Ontology annotation, cellular component: nucleus. Gene Ontology annotation, molecular function: protein binding.
AUGAAUUCAAGUGGAGAGGAUGAAGCGAGACAAGAACAAUUGCGAGAGUUUCUAAAGCAAUAUAAACUGGACCACUAUGCUGCCACACUCAUUGAAGAAGGAUUCGAUAGGUUAUUAUCUUUAUUUGAUAUCACAGAAACAGAUUUAAUUUCAUUAAACGUUAAGCGUGGGCAUCGACGAUUACUGCAACGGGCCAUAGCAACCGCUCGUGGUGUUCCUAUUUCUACGCCGAUUUUAAUAAAUUAUGGAUAUGAUGAACCAGGGACUUCCCAUAUGCCAAAACCAGGAACAGUAACCACGACGACGACGACGACCCGAUUCAUUCCAGACGACCAUACAACUCGACGCAGUAGUCCAAAUACGUACUAUAAUAAUCACCAUCAUGUUCAAAAGAAGCGAAAGCAACAUGUGCCUUCAAAACCAAUUACUGCCUUUGAUGAAUUCCUCAAUGAAUUAAAACGAGACUUAAGUGGGACUUCCAUACCCGAAAUUACCUCCAUUGCAUACGAUCGCUGGAAUUCAUUAACGAGUACCGAAAAGGAAAAGUACGAACGAGAGGCAUUGCAUGCAAACUCGGACUAUGUGAUGGAUCGCUUUUUAUUUGAAGAUGACAAUGACAGGGUACGCACUGGGCUAGGCUAG